Messenger RNA from Betta splendens (Siamese fighting fish), 3507 nucleotides. It is a transcript of the gene il12b2, whose product is annotated as interleukin 12B 2. The coding region runs from base 2227 to 3243 and encodes 338 amino acids. The record is from RefSeq and is a predicted model, not a curated record. The transcript has 8 exons. Gene Ontology annotation, molecular function: protein binding. NCBI's taxonomy places the organism in Eukaryota, Metazoa, Chordata, Actinopteri, Anabantiformes, Osphronemidae.
AGUAAAUGUUUCUGAGGUGGAUAUUACAGAUGUGAAUAUAGUUUAUUUUCCACUUUAUCUUGGAAGUUGUUUUAAUGGUAGUACUGUGUAGUCCAGCGUAAACUACAGGUUGUACUCAUAAUGCUCAUUUUGUGCAAAAUUAGUCAGUGACAAAAUUCUAAGGAAAUAAAUUGUGAGGAUGUUUUCUAAGAAUUUCCCUUUAAAGUCUUCUGUAGUCAACUGACUUUAAAAAGCUCCUUAGGUGAAAAAUAGUGAGAAAGAUCUUCAAGAGGCUUAAGUUUCCCAAGCAGAGGAUUGAAAUGGUAGAACAGCAGUAUGUGUAAGAGAUAUUACCCAAAUGCUGAAUGACACCAUUAAUGUAACACACUAACAAAAUCACAUUGUACUAGGAUUGUGUGUGUGGUCAGUGAAAGUGAUCAGAACAAGUAGUUUUUAAAUGACCUUUUUUAGAGUCAUUUUGGAACAGACCCUAUUUAUUUUCCCCAGAGGUUCACACCUUGCAUAGUGGGCUUUCCCAGAGUAAUUAAUGCAGGACAUGGCUGCAUUACUGCACCACCAGAAAGCAAAGAUAUUGAUUUGCAUUUGACAGCAUCACGUUGCUUUCAGUGUAAAUUAAAUUUUAACUACAGCUAUGUUAGGCUUUGGUGAACAAAGAUAUUAAUUACAUACAAUUUGUCACUAGUUUCGCCUUGCACUGAGAUGUUAGUUGACUUUCUCGGGGUAAGACCUCUUGACAGGACUUUUUGGGCUAAGUAAAGCGCAUUCAGGCAGUAUUCUAAGAAACUGUGAAUAAGGCUCCAUGUUUUCAGAGUAACAUGUGAAAUGGCUUCUUGUCACAGUUAAUCAUCAGAACAUGGAGAAAAACAAGUUGGGUAAAAUUUAAAAUGCAGUCAUCACUGCUGUUAAGUGAAAGUACAAAUAGCAUGUGUUUACUUACACUACUCUGGAACCUAGCAUAGAAACUGUUGAAGAGAAGUGAAACAAACACUUGCGAACCUAAAAAUUGCAAUAUAUAAACACUAUAGUUAAACAUUCAAAUGCAGUAGAUGAUAAUGAUUUCUUGUGUAAAGAAAGGUGUCUUGAAUACUCAGACAUGAAUACUAAAAACGCUAUUUAACUGGAAGGGAAACUGACCUUAAAGAACACUCCACUGAUUCAUAGUUUAGAACAGCAUGGCUUGUAAAAGGAUGAAUAUGAUUUAUUAAUUUUUCAUAAACAUCAACUGCAAAGUUUUGUUAAUUCACUGUUUAAUUAAGACAUGAUGCUAUGAGAUUAAUAUGUUGGACGAUAAACACGUUACAGUUGUGUUUUCCAAAAAGCACAACUAUGACCUAAACAUUCUCUGUCAUGACAGUCACAGUUGUGACAAACUGUUUCCCUUAUUCUAUACAGUACAUGACUAAUACCCUGGGAAAAUCCUCUUGUCUCUGCUUCCUCCUCCUGUCUGGAUGUGUCACUGGAAGCCUUACAUGUCCUCAGCAGGUCAACACCUGUCCAGUAAUCAGUAUAGCUUUGAUGACGUACCACACAUGACAUGACGAUACCUGUGUGAUUUAUCUAUAUCAUUAAACUUAUGCCCCAUACAUAAACUCCCAACAUUCAAAUAUGCAGUACUGUGCACAGGCAGUUUCAAACCCAUGGACCAAUUGAUAAUUACAGCCUCAGUUCUUUGUGCAUAUUACAUUAGUUGAGAAAAGCUAAACUAAACUCAAUGUGAAAGAACAAAUUCUCGAUGAAGAUAAAAGGUGAAGUUUAUGUAGGCGUUUUCAUGUGUCUGUGUCCAGUUUGUGUGUUUACAGUUGUGUUAUUCAGAUACUGUUAUGAUACAGUGUUUCAGAUAAAAGGUUGAGGGCAAUCCCCCAGCCCACUGCACGCCUACACCUAACACCUCUAGCUUCAGCUCUGUCCCCUAUUCGAAACUCAGUUUAGGUUUUUUACUAAAUUUGACAUGCAAAACAGUGAUAAGGAAAUGCACUGUCUGCCACCUGGGUCAAUAUACUAAUCAGUUUGCUAUACUGUACCACUCGUUCUGCCUCACCUCCAGAGAUGCCAUGAUGACUAUGAUGAUGAUGAUGAUGAUGAUGAUGAUGAUGUGUGCUGUAAGCAACAAUAUAUAAAGUGCUGCUCGUUGGACAGUGACAGCAUACAACCAUUGGCAGGACCACAGCUGAACUUCUGCUUUUUGAUUUUUUUAGUAGCUUCAGUGCUUUCAGUAACUUCAUCCAAAUGAACACUUUGUGGCUGUGGGUAUUUCAAACUCUCUUCAUAAUCCUGACAGGAGCCAAUGAACUCAACAACUUUCCAGAAAACUUUAUGGUGGUAAGAAUGAACCACACAGCUACAUUGACCUGUGGACAACAGCCCACCGGACCUGUCGUAUGGAAAUUUAAUGAUCAAGUCCUAAGUAAAGACUUAUUUGACAUCAGUGUAGACCCGGUCAGUCAGAAACUGACUGUGAGAAAUGUCGACACUCCAAUGAUGGGCAAAUACACCUGCUGGAUGGGUGAUAAGGAGUUAUUGUCCACACAUCUGCUGCUGGAGCAUGAAGACGGUUGGCUGGCAGUAGAUUUUCUCAACUGUCGGGCAAAGUCGUAUGACUGUACCUUCAGCUGCACCUGGACUCGCAGCGACACAGCGGUGCGCCUGGGACUGGGGCAUGACUGCGCCAAAGGUGAGAAGUCGUGCCAAUGGGUCACCAACAGUGACCGGCACGAUGGAGGAUUUGAGUUUGAGCUUUCCCACUCACUCCUGCCAUACUCUGAGGAGAGCAGCAUGCUGAAAGUCACUGCUGAGGCCAUUGUUAACCUCUCCGUUCUCAGGGGAACUAAGGAAUUUUAUCUCAGAGACAUUGUUCAACCAGACAGCCCCAAGAUUGUCAACUGUCACGAGGUCCAGGAGGAGCUGAACGUGACCAUUGAGCCGCCGUCCACCUGGUCAACUCCUCACAGCUUCUUCCGUCUGGAGCACGAGAUCGAAUAUUUGCUGAGAGAUGAUGGCAAGACUGAACGCUCGUCAUCUGCUGUCAUACCGAAGAGGAUCAGCAAGCUGAGGGUCCGUUCCAGAGACCCGCUGGUGGUCUCACCCUGGAGCCAGUGGACUCCCUGGAAAAAUGUGAGAACAGGAAAGAAGCUCUGCAAAUGCAAAAACAAAGCAAAAUUCUGCUGCCCGGAGCUGCCAGCUGGGUACUUGGAGCAAUGUGAGAAGAGGAAAAUGAAAAAAAAAGAAAGAAAAAUGCAAAGUUGACAAAAGCAUGAAGAGGAACAUGUUAAAGAAAUACAGGGUCAUAUUGGACCUUGUUAUUAAAGGUUCUACAAUAAAACCUAACCCCAAUGUAGUUAACAUUUUUAUAUAUUUGUUGUUAGCAAAAAGUAUUAUUGUGCAUUUUAGUGCAAGGACUAUCUUCAACAUUUGGAAAGUAUGUUAAGAACUAAAAACUGGAUGUCUGACUUAAUACUGUGUUGUUUUUUCUGGAAAAAAAAAAUAUGUAAAAAAUGUUAAAAAUGUUAU